AUGGCGGAAGCCAUAUUGGACGGUCAUGAGAAACGACAUGGCCGAUCCCCAUCACUUGUCAGCUCCUCAACAGAAACUGGAGACGAUAGCCGGAAUGCUACCCUGACCGAGCUGGCUCCGGUAGUGACCCGACGCGCUUCCGUUGCCCCCGACGAAGCCCGUUAUCUCACUCAGUUGGCCAGUCGUGACAAUGCAGUCUCGCGAGUCAACACCUUAGCGGAAAUCUCACUGGAUGAUCCGGCUUUGAACCCUGACAACAAAGACUUUGACCUGUACAAAUGGUUGCGGAAAGUGGUACAUGUCCUCAACGAGGAGGGCGUUCCUCGGAAAAAAGCCAGCAUCUUCUUCCAGCACCUCCGUGUUUCGGGAACCGGGGCAGCCUUGCAGCUGCAGCAGACGGUGGCAGAUCUCUUUACUGCCCCUUUUCGACCAAAGGAAACCUUCAACUUUGGAAGCAAGACCCCCAAGACCAUUCUCCAUAAUUUUGAUGGGGUGUUGCACAGUGGGGAGCUGUUAAUCGUGCUGGGUCGCCCCGGCUCCGGAUGCAGUACCUUUUUGAAGACUCUUUCGGGAGAGCUAAAUGGCCUGCAUGUCGAUGAGAAAACAGUCUUGCACUACAGUGGCAUCCCGCAGAAGACUAUGAUCAAAGAGUUCAAGGGUGAAGUCGUCUACAACCAGGAAGUCGACAAGCACUUCCCCCAUCUGACAGUCGGCCAGACGUUGGAAUUUGCUGCAUCAGUGCGCACCCCAGCCAAACGACUGCACGGGAUGUCCAGAGCCGAGUACGCCCAGCUGAUGACCAAAGUGGUUAUGGCCGUCUUCGGCCUCAGCCACACCUACAACACCAAGGUCGGAAACGACACUGUCCGAGGUGUGUCGGGUGGUGAGCGCAAGCGUGUCAGUAUCGCAGAGAUGGCCCUGGCCGGUGCUCCUCUGGCUGCCUGGGACAACUCGACUCGUGGUCUGGAUUCGGCGACUGCCUUGAAGUUUGUAGAGUCCCUGCGACUCGCUGCGGACCUGGGCGGCUCUGCACACGCUGUAGCCAUCUAUCAAGCCAGUCAGGCUAUCUAUGACCUGUUCGACAAGGCCGUGGUGCUGUACGAAGGACGUCAGAUUUACUUUGGCCCCGCCAGCAAGGCCAAGGCGUUCUUCGAGCGCCAAGGAUGGUUCUGCCCUCCCCGCCAGACUUCUGGUGAUUUCCUCACCUCGGUGACGAACCCUGUGGAACGACAAGCCCGGCCAGGCAUGGAGUCAAAGGUGCCCCGUACCGCGGCCGAAUUCGAGGCCUACUGGCACCAGUCCGAUGAGUACAAAGCACUUCACCGUGAGAUGGCCGUUUAUCAAGGCGAAGUGUUCUCGCAAUCCCAGGAAAAGCUCCUCGAGUUCCAGCAGCAGAAGCGCGAGGAGCAGGCUUCCCAUACCCGUGCCAAGUCCCCAUAUCUCAUCAGUAUCCCCAUGCAGAUCAAGCUCAAUACUAAACGGGCCUACCAACGGGUGUGGAAUGAACGUACAUCCACUAUCACUACAUACAUCGGCAACUGUAUCCUCGCCUUGAUCGUUGGUUCUGUCUUCUACGGUACACCCACGGCCACUGCGGGAUUCUACGCCAAGGGUGCGACAUUGUUCUAUGCCGUGCUGCUCAAUGCCCUGACCGCAAUGACCGAAAUCAACAGCCUGUACUCCCAGCGACCCAUCGUCGAAAAACAUGCCUCCUUUGCCUUCUACCAUCCCGCCACCGAAGCUAUUGCAGGAGUGGUCAGUGAUAUACCGGUCAAAUUCCUUAUGGCAGUCGCGUUCAACAUCAUCCUGUACUUCCUCAGCAACCUUCGUCGCGAGGCGUCCCAGUUCUUCAUCUACUUCCUCAUCACGUUUAUCAUCAUGUUCGUCAUGAGUGCUGUCUUCCGGACCAUGGCCGCGAUUACCAAGACUGUAUCUCAAGCUAUGACACUAGCCGGUAUUCUCAUCCUCGCGCUGGUGGUCUAUACUGGGUUUGUCGUGCCUGUUGGAUAUAUGAAGCCGUGGUUCAAGUGGAUUCAUUAUCUCAAUCCCAUCUUCUACGCUUUUGAGAUUCUAGUGGCCAACGAGUUCCACGGCCGGGAAUUCACUUGUUCUGAGUUUGUCCCGGCUUAUCCCGACCUCACGGGCGACUCCUUCAUCUGUUCCGCGCGAGGUGCUGUCGCUGGUCGUCGGACUGUCAGCGGAGAUGCCUAUAUCCAGGCUUCCUUCAACUACAGCUACUCACAUGUCUGGCGAAACUUUGGUAUUCUCAUGGCGUUCCUCAUCGGUUUCAUGACAAUCUACUUUGUGGCCACCGAACUCAAUUCGUCGACCACCAGUACGGCUGAGGUCCUGGUGUUCCGCCGGGGCCAUGAGCCCGCCUCUCUGAAGAACGGACAGGAGCCCAGCGCGGAUGAAGAAGCAGGCUCCGAAAGAACUACCGUCUCAUCGGCUGGUGAGGAAAACAAGCAGGACCAGGGGAUCUCGUCGAUCCCCCCUCAACAGGAUAUCUUCACCUGGCGCGAUGUGGUCUACGACAUUGAAAUCAAGGGCGAGCCUCGCCGACUGCUUGACCACGUUUCAGGCUGGGUGAAGCCAGGUACGUUGACGGCAUUGAUGGGUGUCAGUGGCGCGGGUAAGACUACACUGCUCGACGUUCUGGCACAUCGAACCACGAUGGGAGUCAUCACCGGCGACAUGUUCGUCAACGGACACACACUGGACUCGAGCUUUCAACGCAAGACGGGCUACGUUCAACAGCAAGAUCUGCAUCUUGAGACGGCUACGGUCCGUGAGAGUCUGCGUUUCAGCGCGAUGCUGCGUCAGCCCGCCUCUGUGUCCAAGGAGGAGAAGUAUGCGUAUGUGGAGGAGGUUAUCAAGAUGCUCAACAUGGAGGAGUUUGCGGAAGCCGUGGUCGGUGUUCCGGGCGAAGGUCUGAAUGUCGAGCAGCGCAAGCUGCUCACCAUCGGAGUGGAACUGGCGGCCAAGCCAAAGCUGUUGCUGUUCUUGGAUGAACCUACCAGUGGUCUCGAUUCUCAGAGUUCUUGGGCUAUCUGCAAUUUCCUCCGCAAGCUGGCUGACUCAGGCCAAGCCAUCCUGUGCACAAUCCAUCAACCCAGCGCCAUUCUGUUCGAGCAAUUCGAUCGUUUGCUCUUUUUGGCACGUGGCGGCAAGACCGUGUACUUCGGCCCCAUUGGAGAAAACUCCCGGACGCUGCUUGACUACUUCGAGUCCCACGGCGCCCCCCCUUGUGGCGACCAGGAGAACCCGGCCGAGUACAUGCUUGAAGUUGUGAAUGCGGGCACCAACCCGCAAGGCGAAAACUGGUUUGAUUUGUGGAAGGGAAGCAAGGAGGCCGCCGAGGUGCAGGCCGAGAUUGAUCGUAUCCACGAGGCGAAACGCGGGCAGGGGGCAGGCAGCGAAAGUGCCAACCCCGAUGACCGCGAGCUCGAGGAGUUUGCCAUCCCGUUCUUCCAGCAGCUCCCCAUUGUCACCACCCGGGUUUUCCAGCAGUACUGGCGACUGCCCAUGUACAUCGUGGCCAAGAUGAUGCUUGGCCUGUGCGCCGGGCUGUUUAUCGGUUUCUCCUUCUUCAACGCCGAUAGUUCGCUGCAGGGCAUGCAGAAUGCGAUCUUCUCGGUGUUUAUGCUGUGUGCCAUCUUCUCCUCGCUCGUGCAGCAGAUCAUCCCCCUCUUCAUCACUCAGCGGGCGCUCUACGAAGUGCGCGAGCGGCCGUCCAAGACCUACUCGUGGAAGGCGUUCAUGAUUGCCAACAUCGUCGUUGAGAUCCCGUACCAGAUCGUGAUGGGCGUCAUCGUGUUCGGCUGCUACUACUAUGCGGUGGACGGGAUCCAAUCGUCGGACCGACAGGGCUUGAUCCUGUUGUUCUGCUUGCAGUUCUUCAUCUACGCCAGCACCUUCGCCGACAUGGUCAUCGCCGCCCUCCCGGACGCCGAAACCGCCGGCGCCAUCGUGACCCUGCUGUUCUCCAUGGCCCUGACAUUCAACGGUGUGAUGCAGACACCCGAAGCACUCCCGGGCUUCUGGAUCUUCAUGUACCGCGCCUCGCCGUUCACAUACUGGGUCGGCGGCGUGGUCGCGACGCAGAUGCACGGCCGCGCCGUCCAGUGCAACGCGGCGGAGACGGCGGUCUUCAACCCGCCGUCCGGCCAGACCUGCGAGCAGUACUUGGCCAAAUACAUGUCCGUGGCGCCGGGCUACCUGAACAACCCGAAUGCGACGUCGUCGUGCGAGUACUGCUCGGUCUCGGUGGCGGACCAGUACCUGUCGAGCGUGAGCAUCCACUGGGACGAGCGGUGGCGCAACUUCGGGAUCUUCUGGGUGUAUAUCGUAUUCGACAUCGCCGCGGCGGUGCUGCUGUAUUACUGCUUCCGGGUGAAGAAGUGGGAUUUCUCGUUCGGCAAGGGCAAGAAGAAGGAGAGCAGCAAGAAGCAAUAG
Aspergillus clavatus NRRL 1 is the source of this 4455-nucleotide messenger RNA. RefSeq names its product putative ABC multidrug transporter. The record is from RefSeq and is a predicted model, not a curated record. The transcript has 2 exons. Gene Ontology annotation, cellular component: membrane. Gene Ontology annotation, molecular function: ATP binding; ATP hydrolysis activity; ABC-type transporter activity. The coding region runs from base 1 to 4455 and encodes 1484 amino acids. Lineage: Eukaryota; Fungi; Ascomycota; Eurotiomycetes; Eurotiales; Aspergillaceae. Gene Ontology annotation, biological process: transmembrane transport.